This is a messenger RNA of Talaromyces amestolkiae, 1284 nucleotides long. RefSeq lists its product as uncharacterized. The transcript has 2 exons. NCBI's taxonomy places the organism in Eukaryota, Fungi, Ascomycota, Eurotiomycetes, Eurotiales, Trichocomaceae. Gene Ontology annotation, molecular function: protein binding. The record is from RefSeq and is a predicted model, not a curated record. Bases 1 to 1284 code for a protein of 427 amino acids.
AUGACAACUUCAACCACAAUACAACAACAAAACCUGCCUCCAGCUACCCCGCGCUACAUCCUUCGCGGCCAUGCAUCUGCAAUCCAAGCACUCCAUUUCUUCGCGAAAAACACACGCCUAAUUUCAGCAGAUGCAGAUGGUUGGAUCGUUAUAUGGGAUGUAGCCACAAAACGGGCUCGAGCAGUCUGGAAGGCUCAUGAGGGCGCCGUUUUAGAAGUGAAGGGUUACACGACGAGGCAGGGUAUGAGGAUUUAUACACAUGGACGAGAUCAUACACUGAGAGUGUGGAAAGUGACGUCAACAAAUGAAGAGGAGCUGUUGAGCCGUGUUCUGCCUGUUGAACGAAGUAGCAAAGAAGCAGAAAAUCAAGCACCGGCCCCAGAGCCGUGGUUGUUGCAUUCUCUGCCUGUGAAUGCGCUUAACUUCUGCGCAUUUACCCUUUGUUUUAUUCCAGCUUUGUCAUCGAAUGAGAAUGUUGAUGAUGCUGAGGAUGAGGCAUAUUUUGCCGUUCCUAAUGCAUUGAACUCUGGUGCGAUUGACGUUUUCCAUCUACCCUCUGAAAGGCGCGUGUCGACUAUACCUGCAGAUACAUCGGUUCAAACAGGCAUGGUCAUGGCUGUCAAGAUACUCAUAGAUAACACCCACUCUCAAGAUCCUUGUGUAUACAUGCUUUCAGGCUAUGAAGAUGGUCACGUCAUGGUCCAUGUCUCGCGACCACCUCCCGAGUCGUCCAAAGCUUGGAAAUGGGCUAAGUUAUACGUCUCGCGACCUCACAGUCAGCCGAUCCUGUCACUAGACAGUGUGCAAGCGGAAACGAACAAACUGCCUAGCUUCUUCUAUACUUCGUCCGCCGAUGCACUUAUCGUCAAACAUCCCAUUUCGUCUACAUCUGUGCAAAUGCCAUCGCAUGUCGGAAACACGCCAUCGAAAGUACUCAACACAAAACACUCCGGCCAGCAGGGUCUCUCCGUACGUGGAGACCAGAAAAUAUUUGCCACGGCUGGUUGGGAUGCACGGAUACGAGUCUAUUCCUGCAAGACUAUGAAAGAACUUGCUGUUCUCAAGUGGCACAGCGAGGGAUGCUAUACCGUCGCCUUUGCCGAAAUUAUUUCAUCUACAACUACAGAAGGCCGAUCUACACAGGAAGGCGACGAUUCCGCCAUACAACCACAAAACUCACCACUCGAAAUCGUACGGCAAGAAAGGAAUCAGAAAGCGCAGCAAACGCAUUGGCUAGCAGCAGGUUCCAAAGAUGGUAAAAUAUCAUUAUGGGAUAUCUAUUGA